This is a messenger RNA of Rhizophagus irregularis DAOM 181602=DAOM 197198, 489 nucleotides long. The record is from RefSeq and is a predicted model, not a curated record. NCBI's taxonomy places the organism in Eukaryota, Fungi, Glomeromycota, Glomeromycetes, Glomerales, Glomeraceae.
UUCCAGUUUAAUAUGUCCCAGGACAUUAUAGUCUAUUGAUUAGUAUACAAAUGUUUUGUCACUCUGUGGGCCUUUUGUUAUACGUAUUAUUUAUUGUGUAUAAACAGUGUUAUCAAACAUGUCAAACGUUCAAUCCAUCGAUUCAUUGAGAGAAUUAUAUGCCAAGCUCUUAGCUGAGAUUGGUGAACUUAGGAAAAAGUUUGCUGAAAUUAAGGUCAAGAAUGAUGAGCUUAAGGACAAGAAUGCUGAGAUACCUGAUCUUAGAGGGAAGUUCGCUAAGCUUGAGGCUGAGCUUAAGGCCAGGGUUGCCGAGCUUCUAAAACAGGGUGUGGAAGAGAUGCCGAGAAUGCCAAGCUCAAGGCCAGAAUUGAGGAGCUAGAGAAAAAUAAGACAGAUACUAUUAAAUUUGUGCCCAUGAAUGCUAGGCAUGAUGUUAAGAUCGCUGAGCUUUAAGGCUGAAGUAAUGAAACUAAGGAUGACAAAGAGAAG